AUGAUCAAAGACCUCAGCGACUGCAACAAUCUUAUUCAAGUGCCUAAUGUAGACUCUAAAAUUCUCUCUAAGAUUAUAAAGUACUGCAACAAGCACGUUGUCGAUAACCCUGAAUCCGAAACCACUAAAGAUGAAAUCAGGCAAUGGCAUAAGGACUUCCUCAAAGUUGACCAAGAGACCCUGUUUAAACUCAUUCUUGCUGCGAACUCUAUGGAAAUCAAGAGUUUGCUAAUGGCAACAUGCAAAUAUGUAGCUAGGACUAUACAAGAAAAUACACCAGAAGAGAUCAGGAAAAUGUACAACAUCAAAAAUGAUUAUACUUCUUAACAAGAGGAAGAAAUUCGAAGACAGAACACUUGGGCUUUUGAUGCAAUCAGACGUCAUAAUUAAGAGCUAGAUGUUAAGCUGCUGCAAUUGCAUACUUCAUGUUUUAUCAUGUACUGCAUUGUUGAAUAAGUA
This is a messenger RNA of Chenopodium quinoa (quinoa), 459 nucleotides long. RefSeq names its product SKP1-like protein 1B. Gene Ontology annotation, biological process: SCF-dependent proteasomal ubiquitin-dependent protein catabolic process. The record is from RefSeq and is a predicted model, not a curated record. The transcript has 2 exons. Gene Ontology annotation, cellular component: nucleus; cytoplasm. NCBI's taxonomy places the organism in Eukaryota, Viridiplantae, Streptophyta, Magnoliopsida, Caryophyllales, Amaranthaceae. Gene Ontology annotation, molecular function: cullin family protein binding. The coding region runs from base 1 to 327 and encodes 108 amino acids.